This is a messenger RNA of Plasmodium reichenowi, 327 nucleotides long. Its product is annotated as conserved protein, unknown function. The transcript has 2 exons. The record is from RefSeq and is a predicted model, not a curated record. Lineage: Eukaryota; Apicomplexa; Aconoidasida; Haemosporida; Plasmodiidae. The coding region runs from base 1 to 327 and encodes 108 amino acids.
AUGAUAAAAAUAAAUCUGUUCAAUUAUAGCACAGCAACAAGUUGUUAUGGCAAUUUUUUUAUUUUGAAAAGAUACAAGAGUCAUAUAAAUUCAGUAUCCAUAUUGCAGCAAUUUUAUAAUAGAUUGCCUAUACGAAAAAAGUAUAUAAAAGCCAUAAAAAAAGGGACUCUUAUUUGGGAUAAAGGCCAAGUCAAGAUACCACCUUUAAAAAUCGAAGGAUAUGACCCCCCAAAAAAAUGCCUCUCUCCCUUAGUUAAAAAUAGAAAUAAUCAAUAUCGAGGAAAAUUUGAGAAUUUAAAAUCUCACCGUGUUGAAUUUCAGGACUGA